Molecule: messenger RNA, 605 nt
Organism: Arvicola amphibius (Eurasian water vole)
Lineage: Eukaryota; Metazoa; Chordata; Mammalia; Rodentia; Cricetidae
Gene: C1H10orf143
Product: chromosome 1 C10orf143 homolog
Exons: 3
Coding region: 236-559 (107 amino acids)
Source: RefSeq, a predicted model, not a curated record
CUUUGUGAACUGAAUACAAGCCAAUCACUGCCAAGCGUCGACCUGUGGCGUGUGAAAGAGUCCCCGUACUUCGGGACGUAGGCGACUCGGGUUUCGGCUACUCCUGCCUGCAGCCCUCUCUGGGGCACAAUCUGUGUCCCGCAGGCUACGCCCCGCGCCUCCUCAUUGGCUUCUUCAGGCACGUGGUAGGGUGGUCCCGCCUCCGGGUGGCCUGAGAGGCGGCACGCAAAGCCGCAUGGACAGCUUGGCGCCGGGCCGAUGGAGACGACGAAGGAUCGAGGAGCUGCCGGCUGCAGGGGACGCGAAACGGGCAUGCAGGAGGUCAGAAGCUGGUGGCCAUGAGUACAGCAGCCACAUGGUAAGCACCUGUGCCCUGCUGUCCUGGAGCACAGAGGACCAGGAGCCACGGUCACGAGGCCCGCCUGCACCGCGACCAGAGUGUGGCCAGGAGAGGCCCAGCUCCGUGAGUCUGCAGAACGGCGGAAGGAGCUCAGCCCAGCCUUGCCUGAGAUGUAUUGCGGGGGAGUCUGUAAGUGUGAUCUCACAGAGACGGAAAUGAUAGAGUUCUUCAACAUCAGAUCUGUAGAACCGUUAAUAAAAUCUGC